Rhagoletis pomonella (apple maggot) is the source of this 925-nucleotide messenger RNA. It is a transcript of the gene PTPMT1, whose product is annotated as phosphatidylglycerophosphatase and protein-tyrosine phosphatase 1. The transcript has 4 exons. Bases 215 to 814 code for a protein of 199 amino acids. Gene Ontology annotation, molecular function: phosphatidylglycerophosphatase activity; protein tyrosine/serine/threonine phosphatase activity; phosphatidylinositol-4,5-bisphosphate 5-phosphatase activity. Gene Ontology annotation, biological process: protein dephosphorylation. Lineage: Eukaryota; Metazoa; Arthropoda; Insecta; Diptera; Tephritidae. The record is from RefSeq and is a predicted model, not a curated record.
GUGCGGAUAUGCCAUCCCUAACGUCUGCAUACAUAUGUACAUAUAUAAAAAAUAUGCAUAAAAUAUUAAAUAAAGUGUUGAAAGAACGUUAUUUUGGUUAUGUAAAUUAUUAAAUAUUUGCAUACGCAAUAAUAGAAUCUUGUGACGCAGAGAUACGAAAAGCGAAAGCUUUGUGUGAGACUUUUUUGUUAACCGCAGCUUCACUUAAUACGGCAUGGACAUGAGUGCUGCAAUGCUUGCGCGCGUGUCUUUCUAUCCAACAUUGCUUUACAAUGUUUUAAUGGAAAAGGCCACUUCAAGAAAUUGGUAUGAUCGCAUUGAUGACAAUGUCAUUUUGGGUGCAUUGCCUUUCCGUUCGCAGGCAAACGAAUUGAUGACCAAAGAAAAUAUGAAAGCUGUCAUAUCCAUGAACGAAGACUACGAACUCGCCAUGUUCUCUAAUGAUGCACCUAAAUGGAAAUUAUUAGGAAUUGAAUUUCUCCAACUGCCCACAACAGAUAUUUUUGAAUCGCCAAAUCAAGAUAAACUUUAUAAUGGAGUAGAAUUCAUAAAUAAAUUUAUACCUAAGGAUAAGCGCAUAAAAGGUUUGAGCACCUCGUCCGAAUCAGAAAAUAAUGGAACUGUGUAUGUGCACUGCAAGGCGGGGCGAACGCGCAGCGCUACACUUGUUGGUUGUUAUUUAAUGAUGAAAAAUGGUUGGACACCGGAACAAGCUGUGAACCACAUGCGUACCUGUCGGCCACAUGUAUUAUUACAUACAAAGCAAUGGGAUGCCCUUAGAACAUUCUACAAAAAGAACGUUGAAAAUACGUGACACUGAAACCUCUAUGCAUAUUUAAUUCAAAUGAUAUUUAAAUUCACGAUAUAUUUCUAUGUACAUAUUCGGUAAUAAAGUAACCAAAUAUCAGUUGUUAUAUACCUUGGA